Molecule: messenger RNA, 1160 nt
Organism: Aspergillus alliaceus
Lineage: Eukaryota; Fungi; Ascomycota; Eurotiomycetes; Eurotiales; Aspergillaceae
Exons: 1
Coding region: 526-894 (122 amino acids)
Source: RefSeq, a predicted model, not a curated record
CUCGGAGGCCCUUUAGGGUCUAGCCUUGCACUAAAAGGUACCCAGCAAUGCUUCCUUGAGACUAGUUCAAUCAUGACUACAUCGCUGGUUAGUCAUCGGAUAAAAGAGACCCGAAGAGAAACUCCGACUGAAAACAUCAGUCCAGUGGGCCAGUCCUAAAUGAUGAGCCUACCUCUCAACACCAAUGAAGUCUAUCAGAAAUAUCAAUAUCCUUGUCCAAAAAGUCAUACCAUUACGAAGCACGGAUCGCCGGCGGAUCGCCGGCGAGCAAAAGAGGGAACGGCUCACUUGUACGAAAAGCAUUGAUAGGAUCAGGCCUCUGAUACCGGAACCUCAGACCUCUACAUAGGCUUUCCACAUUAUUAAUUCUGUCUCAAUAUGCAAUAUCACAAGCCAGCGGAAGAUAUAAAUACCCAGGUCGAACGGCUCACGACUCUCCCAAAACCAAGGGACUUCAUUUUCGCUUUGCACAUCCAAACCUAGAAACGUGUUUAGCCAAGCCGUUCCUAAAGACCAACGGAAGCAAUGGCUAUCCCUCCAGCAGGAACACCAGUAGGGCUCGAGAUUCCCGCCAAGGAUGUGGCUCGUGGUAAGCAUCCGGCCACAUCUUGUUCAACCUUCCCAAACCGAACCCUAACCAGGCACUUCGCAGGAUCCGCGUUUUAUAAAGCCGUCUUCAACUGGACCUUCGCGCCUUCGACGCUCGGCUUGCCGGCUAACAAGCUACUGACCUUUGAAGUACCCGGCGGAGUGUUUCCGAUCGGUGGUGCUCUCCGUCGAGUUGAUGAACUUGCUACUACUCAGGGUACCAAAUUGUACCUCUAUGUAGAGGACAUGUCCGCUGCCAUUGAGGUUAGUGAUUCUUCCGCAUAUGCUGGUGUUGAGGAAAUCUGAUUUGACCGAGAUAAAAGAUGAUUGAAAGGCACGGCGGUAAGAAAGCGAGCGAUGUCAUUGCAGAAGGUGACAAGGGACUCUUUCAAUACUUUGAAGAUAGUGAGGGCAAUAAUUUCGCCAUAUAUACAUAUAAAUAGAGGGGCUAUGUUGAUCUAUACGACCCAGGCGAUGUGUACACAGAUUCUGAUUCCGUGAAGACAGAGAGGAAUACUCUUGAAAUACAUCGACCUUUGAAAGGACCCCGAAAUUCAAAGGCUAGGGUCUAC